Molecule: messenger RNA, 989 nt
Organism: Morus notabilis
Lineage: Eukaryota; Viridiplantae; Streptophyta; Magnoliopsida; Rosales; Moraceae
Product: small heat shock protein, chloroplastic
Exons: 2
Coding region: 113-820 (235 amino acids)
Biological process (GO): response to heat
Source: RefSeq, a predicted model, not a curated record
UCCAAGAAAGCUUACUUCUCUAGACCCACUUAAUUUCACUCUAAUUAGCACACUUUUUUUCUAAAUUGUGUAUCACUUUCUGUUUGUGUUGCGAGUAAUUAAUUAAUUAACUAUGGCUUCAACAUUGAUGUGCUCACAAACUUGUUCACCUUUGCUAGUAAACAAAGCCGGUGGCGUCUCGCACAAAGUAAACAAUAGUAGUCUCGCCCCUUGCUUGGCCACUUUUCCGAAAAGGCGGUAUCAGCUGCCGGUGGUGAGAGCUCAGGGCGGCGAUGGCGGCAAGGACUCGUCGGUGGACGUGCAAGUCAGUCAGGGCAGUAACCAAGCAUGUAAUGCAGUGGAAAAGAGGCCUAGAAGAUUAGCCGUUGAUAUUUUACCUUUUGGACUAUUGGACCCAAUGUCCCCAAUGAGAACCGUGCGCCAAAUGCUAGACACAGUGGACCGUCUCUUGGAGGACUCCUUGGCAUUCCCUGCCCUCAAACGCUCACCGGCCGAUCACGUCCGAGCUCCGUGGGACAUCAAAGACGACGAGCACGAAAUCAAGUUGCGAUUUGACAUGCCGGGGCUCGACAAGGAGGACGUCAAGGUCUCCGUGGAGGACGACGUGCUCGUCAUAAAAGGUAAGCACAAGCAAGAAGAAGAACAACAACAAGAAGGCAAACAAGAAGAACUAUGCUUAUGCUCCUAUGACACCCGUCUCCGGCUUCCCGACAACUGCGAGAAGGACAAGAUCAAGGCCGAGCUCAAGAAUGGAGUUCUCUACAUCUCCAUUCCCAAGACCAAAGUGGAACACAAGGUCGUUGAUGUUCCUGUUCAGUGAAAGCUUCUGAAUUUCUCGACCUCUUUCUGGUGUUUAUGCUAGUAAUAAUUAUCUUCUGUUUAUCAUUCCCCUGUUUUUACCCUGUUUAUAUAUAUGCAAAAAAAAGUGUGUGUGAAUGGCAAAAGGACUGGUUUUCUGUUGCGAAAUGCAUAUGAGAUGAAAAGCUAUU